AUGGCAAAGGAAGAAAAGCUCAACGCAGAAGCCGCUACGAACGGAUGCGACAAAUCGGAGAAGCGCUCCCACGACGACGAGGUCGCAGUGCUGGCAGUUCGCAACCUUGUGUUUGAUCUGUGCACGCAAAAUGGCGGAGGCCACGGCGGCUCAGCGUUGGGAAUGGCUGCGAUCGGGGUCGCGCUGUGGAAGCACGUUAUGCGAUUCAAUCCGGCCAACCCCGAAUGGUUUGACAGAGAUCGGUUUGUGCUAUCCAAUGGCCACGCCAGCAUGUUCCUUUAUGUGAUGAACCACUUGGUGGGGUAUGAUGCCUGGACGAUCGAGGAGCUCAAAGGUUACGGGGCCCCCAAGGAAAACGGUUAUCACACCCUGUGCCACGGCCACCCUGAGCGCCAGGCUCCCGCCGUUGAGGUGACGACUGGGCCCCUGGGCCAGGGUGUUGCGAAUGCCGUUGGGCUGGCCAUCGCCUCUAAGAAUCUGGCGGCAAACUUCAACAAGCCUGAUUGUGAGCUGAUUCAGUCGACGAUAUGGUGCACUACGGGCGAUGGGUGCCUGAUGGAGGGGGUCGCAUUGGAAGCUAUUUCUCUUGCUGGCCAUUUGCAGCUGGAUAACCUUGUUCUCAUCUAUGACAACAAUGCCGUGACGUGCGACGGGCCACUGGACUGGAUCAAUACUGAGGACAUCAACACUAAGAUGCAGUCACAGGGAUGGGAAGUAAUAAACGUUCAGGAUGGCAACAAUGACGUUGAGACAGUUGUGGCAGCCUUGAAGCUUGCUAAAAUAUGCAAGGGGAAGCCUGUUUUCAUCAAUAUAAGGACCGUUAUCGGCGUUGGGACAUCCACAGCUGGGACCUACAAAGCACACCAUGGCGCCUUCGACAAGGACAGCAUCGCCAGAUCAAAGCAGCUUGCAGGUUUGUCUGCUGAAUCAACUCACGUCGUCCCACCUGAUGCACUGUCUCUCUUCCGUGAGAGACGACAACACGGCAAACGCCUUCAGGAGGAAUGGGAAGCCCGACUGUCUCAGUACUCAAAACUUUACCCCAAAGAGUAUGGUGCUUUCGACAGGCGACUGAAAAGGGACGUCGACGAGGGGAUAUCAUUACUGUCAGCAAUCGACAGCAAAGCCUUCGCUGGGAAGGCAACAAGAGAAACGAACGGUCGCAUUCUUGAAAAGCUCUGGGAGUCGAUACCCUCUCUUUGUGGCGGAGGCGCCGACCUCAUUAACUCCAAUAUGGUAUCCUACUCGGUAGAGGACGUCUUUUUGCCUCAGUCUGGAUACAAGGGCCGAUACCUUCGGAACGGUAUCAGGGAGCAUGCCAUGGCUUCAAUAGCGAACGGCUUGGCGGCCUAUAGCCCUGGAGCAUUCAUCCCCAUCACCGCCACAUUCUUUAUGUUCUAUCUCUACGCGGCACCUGGUGUGCGAAUGGGCGCUUUGAGCGACCUUCCAGUCAUUCAUAUCGCAACCCACGACUCCUUCCAGGAGGGGCAGAACGGGCCGACACAUCAACCAGUAGAAGUUGAUUCUCUCUACCGGGCCAUGCCGAACCUCUGCUACAUCCGACCCUGCGAUGCGGAAGAGUUGAUCGGGGCAUGGACCAUCGCGCUCUCGUCGAACAACGGUCCGACGAUGCUCUCGAUAGCUCGCGACCCAACAGGGCCAGUUCCAAACACAGAUCGAAAUCAGGUUCGCCGAGGGGCCUACAUCAUACAGGAUCAUCCCGACUACCAGCUUACCCUUGUCAGCUGUGGAACUAAUUUGCACUAUGCUGUUGCGACUGCCAAGUCCCUCGAGGAACAGGGGAUACCUACUCGGGUUGUCAGCGCCCCUAGCCUCGACUUGUUCGAGGUGCAGGACGAUGAGUACAAAAGGAGCGUGUUUCCCCCAGUGAAACGGCCUAUAAUUAGUGUCGAAGAGUAUGUAGCGACCACUUGGGCGAGGUACGUCACAGCCAGUAUUGGUAUGACCACAUAUGGGUACUCCGCGUCGAACCGCAGUAACUACGAUCGCUUCGGUAUGGACGCGAAGGGAAUCGAGAAGAAGGUGAAGCAUUACAUGGCACUUUUGAACGGUCAAUCUGCAAGGGAGUAUGGCUGGAGACAAUUAUAA
Diaporthe batatas is the source of this 2109-nucleotide messenger RNA. RefSeq lists its product as uncharacterized. Gene Ontology annotation, biological process: pentose-phosphate shunt. Gene Ontology annotation, molecular function: transketolase activity. Gene Ontology annotation, cellular component: cytosol. The transcript is spliced from 5 exons. Lineage: Eukaryota; Fungi; Ascomycota; Sordariomycetes; Diaporthales; Diaporthaceae. The record is from RefSeq and is a predicted model, not a curated record. Bases 1 to 2109 code for a protein of 702 amino acids.